AUGCCGAAGGUCAAGCAACAAGCAACGCUCUCUGGCCUGGUUGAUUCUGAUUCUGACGACGACCAAUUUGGAAUGCCAACACCCGACUCUGCAGCAGAGAACAAGAUGCACGUAAAGAAGGCACGUGGAAGACCAAAGGCUGCGCCUGCGAAACCAGCUCCAACUAAAGUCACGAAGACGAAAGCAAAGGUUCCUGCGCGUCGCUCUAGUGGUCGCCUGGUCGCAAAGGCAUUGGAAAUGGAUGCAGCGCCCGCGCCCACGAAGUCUAAGAGACCGGCGCUUAAGGACAAGACAAAUCAAUAUGCUGGCGACGAGGACGAGCUUGACGAAUCUGAUAACGACGUGGUAAUGGAGGGAACAGUGGAAGACUCGAUGGUUGCCACGAGGAAGACGAAACCAAAGGUCGCGAAGAAGACUACCACGCUUAAGGGGCGCGCUGCGAAGGUGGCUGCGGCAAAUGAUAGUAUUGUUGAGGAUGCUCCGGAAGUGGGUAAGCCAAAAGCGCGUGCAACGAAGAAGACAGGACCAGCGAAGAAGGAAAAGCCAGUGGACCCCUCCCCAGAGAAGAUCAUUCAGGAAACUCAGUACGAAGAAAUGCAGAUGGACGUUGACGCGGAUGAGGAUGAAGUAGUUGGAGAUUUAGUAUCAAAGCCAUCACGUAGCGUUUCUCGUACACAUUCCCAUUCUCGGCAACGCCAACCUUCAGCACAUCGACGACGAGCUGGAAGUGCAUCUGAUACAGAGAGGAGUGAUCCGAAUUUGAGGCGCAAGCUUGGAGAAAUCACCAAGAAGUACGAGGUAUUGAACAUCAAGUACCAAGAUCUACGGCAAAUAGGCGUUAAGGAAACAGAAAAAAAUAUGGAUAGGUUGAGGAAAGAGGGGGAGGCCUCAAAUAAGAAUGCCAGCGAGUUGAUCAAGUCUCUCAAAGCAGACUUAGCUGUCCAAACUGCAGCAGCAAAGAAACUUGAUGGACUUAAGCAGAAGCUCGAGGCCCAGACUGUAGAGUCGGGAACGCUCAAAGAGCAAAUUGCGAAGCUGAAGGCAAGCCUAUCGGAAGCUCAAUCAGAGAGCAAGACUCUUUCAGCCAAGCUAGCAGCUAUGCGAACGGCAUCUGCUUCUGUUGAGAGUGCCCAUUCGAAGCCCCCAGGAAGUGCGAUAAAGGCCAAUGGUGGCAUUCGACUGAUGGGCACAGCUGAAGCAGCUCAAGCUGCACAAGCGGCUCAAUUGAAGGAAGAUCUGUACAGUGACCUCACUGGCCUGAUCAUGAGAAGCGUGAAACGAGAAUCAGAAGAAGAUAUCUUCGACUGUAUCCAGACUGGACGCAAUGGCACUUUACACUUUAAGCUCGCUGCAGCAAAUGAGAAGACGGCAGAGAGUUAUGACGAUGCUCAAUGUAGCUAUAUUCCACAACUUGACCCAAGCAGGGACAAGGCUUUGAUGGAGCUGCUUCCUGAUUAUUUGGUUGAUGAGAUUACAUUCCCAAGACCUCAGGCCGCAAAAUUCUACGCUAGGGUCGUAAAGGCUUUGACCGAGAAGCCAAUCUGA
Messenger RNA from Cadophora gregata, 1545 nucleotides. RefSeq lists its product as uncharacterized. The coding region runs from base 1 to 1545 and encodes 514 amino acids. NCBI's taxonomy places the organism in Eukaryota, Fungi, Ascomycota, Leotiomycetes, Helotiales, Ploettnerulaceae. The record is from RefSeq and is a predicted model, not a curated record. Gene Ontology annotation, molecular function: microtubule site clamp; protein binding. The transcript has 3 exons. Gene Ontology annotation, cellular component: mitotic spindle; nucleolus; monopolin complex. Gene Ontology annotation, biological process: attachment of mitotic spindle microtubules to kinetochore; homologous chromosome segregation; meiotic sister chromatid segregation.